UUCACAGCAGAUGACCACUUCAGGGGAUGGAGUUUUUCUGGGGAGGUGUGAGCGUUUCCUCAGACGGCACCAGAGCUUGAAUGAAUUUGCUCCACAUGCUGCACAGUGAUGGAGUAUUUCUCAGGAUUUGUGUUGCCAUUUGAACAGCAACAAGUGGCGCAUUUGGUGGUUUCCUAAAACAACAAAAAAACAACAAAAAAAGAGGACACGAAUGCCGCACAAGUGCCACCAGCGCUGCGGGGAUGGAUACAGGCUAUUUCCUGGCGAGGGUUUGCUUUUUCCUGCUGUCCCUCCGUGGAUUCACCUCGUCCUCCUCCUCCCAUGAUGUGGGAGUUUGUCCCAUCCGCUGUGACUGCCAACAUGCACAGCAUCUCAUGUGCGCCAACCGGGGUUUGCACACCGUGCCACUUCAAAGCAGCAAACGGGAGGAGGUGCUGGUCUUCAGUCUGGGAGGGAACUUCAUCGGAAACAUCUCUGCUCUUGACCUUGUAAGGUACACCGCCUUAGCAAGGUUAGAUUUACAGUUCAAUCAAAUCCGAAACAUCCACCAUGAGGCGUUUGAGAGUCUGUCCAGUUUGGAAGAGCUCUACUUGGGACAUAAUCAUUUAGCGAACAUUCAAGCGGGAACUUUGCAACCACUGAAGAAGCUGACAGUGUUCUAUGGAAAUGACAAUGACAUCAUGCACGUAACAAGAGAGCUUUUUGCCAGCUUGGAGCAUCUUGUUAAACUGCGCCUGGAUGGCAAUGGAAUAGAACGCUUGCAGGAUUCAGUUUUUAAAGACUUAACCAACCUACGUUAUCUCCAUCUGGAGUCCAACCAGCUGCAGCACAUUCACAAAAACGCCUUUUCCAAACUCGCCCACCUGCGCUUUCUCAACUUGUCUCACAAUAAGCUGACAGCCCUGCGAGGUGCCCUCACAUUUUCCAAUCUCCAAGCCUUGACAACUUUGCUCCUCUCUGAAAAUGCAAUCCAGCACGUCGGAAAUAAAGUGUUCCAACAUCUACAAAGACUCUCCAGACUCUCUCUCAGUCACAACAGGAUUUCUCAUCUGGACAGAGGGGCUCUGCUCGGCCUGUCAAGCCUCAGAGAGCUUCUCAUUGACGGGAAUGAGCUGGGGGAGAUCCCAUCUGGGCUUCUGGAUCCUCUGGAGCUCGUCGAGCAUUUGGACUUUAGUCGUAACCGCAUCUCUAAUAUUGACUCUUCGGCGUUCAUGCACCUUAAACACCUACGGGUGCUGAAGCUGAAGAAUAACAUCCUAACCAGCCUUUCUGGGGACAUUUUCAGACUAAAUAACUUCCUUCAUGAUGUGGAUCUCCAUGGUAACAACUGGACCUGUGACUGCCGCCUGGAGGGGCUGAAAAGUUGGAUGUCCGCAACACAUUCUCAGGGGAAAAUGUUGGAUGUCUUCGUGCAAUGUCGUCACCCGGCAUCCCUGAGGGGGGCAUACCUGGACAAUGUGAACAGUUCCCAGCUGGAGGCCACCGGGAAUUUGACUCAUUUGUGCAGGAGCCGAGGCGGACCAGAGGAGAGUCAGGGAGGGAAGGUGUGGAUGAAGAUGAUGCAGGAAAACCGAGGAAGGCAUCCAAUGCAACAACAGGAGGAGACAGUAGGGAAUAGAGAAGGACAGGUGCAAGGAGACCAAGGGGGGACAGAACCAGAACCGUCUCCUUCUAUUGAACAAAAGAAGGACUCCCUCAGAUCCAUGUCACCAGCAGAUGUACUCCGAAAACGUGCCAAAAUAGGUCAGAAAUCCACCACAGCACAAUCACGGCAGGGCUUUCCUACACCAAGCCAUGCUGGGAACCAGAGGAGAACCCCCACCACUUCAGUCCCAUCAUUUGAUCUUCUGAGGAUGGAUCACAAGGGGGGUGCACCUGUCUUCACAGAUCCAUGCGUCUUCAACCGCCUCUUCAUCACGAAUGUAACAGUGGACCAGGUAACAAGCAGUACCGUCACCGUCCACUGGACAACGCGGGCAAAUGUAGGCCUUGAUGAAGUCCAGUAUCGGAUUUUGUUUGACAGAUUUGGGACACCGGACCGCUUCCCACGUUAUGUUUACGUCCCUGGCUCAUCCCGCUCUGUGACCCUGCAGGAGCUCCGCCCGGAUGUCACCUACAUGGUUUGUGUAGAAGGUGUGGUCGCAGGUUCCAUGUGUCAAGUGGCCCCCCGUGACCACUGCUCAGGUCUGGUCACUCUUCCCGAGCAGCACGCCUCAGCGACUUCUGACCUCCAGCUGGUGACGGUUCUGACUGUGGCCGGGAACGCCGUGCUGCUGCUCGUAGUGGGAGGAGUCUGGCUGGGGCGGAGCCUAAAGAAGAAGCUGCAGAGGAGGAAGUCGGCGGUUCAUGUGCGCCACAUGUACUCCACCAGGAGACCUUUUCGGGCCAACACGACGAGCGCGUCCGUGUCCGCUGACUUUACCAGCUAUCAAAGUAGUCGCCCGGCUCGUCUUGUACCACCAAAACUGGGAGACCUCAUCGAGUUCGGCUGCGAUCGCUUUCAGGAUACUGGUUCCUCUUGCAGAGACAAUGACAUGUCCAGAUUCUCUGACUAGCGUCGUUAAUGGGCACACUGCAUUGAAGCAACCGUUUUUAUGACAGUAAACCAUAGAAAUUAAACUUGGCUAUACUUUAGAGCAGUGGUCCCCAACCUUUUUUGACCCAGGGACCGGCUUGUGUUCCCACAAAUCUCACGUACAUUAUAGCGAUCUAAUUUAUGUUAUUUGUUAUGUAUUGUGUAAAACUAAGACAUGAAUAACAUCAAAUUAAAAGCACAAAAUGAAUGCCGACCCACCAUCCACCAGUUCAAGUUUUUCCAGAAAGAUUCAAACGCUGUUUGACGUGUGUGGUAAUAGGCAGUGCGCUAGCAUGAAUUAACUUGACACAAAUGUGCACAUUAGCACUCAAUAAGUCAUCAAAACUUACCUUUAUGCAUUCCCACAUAGUAUCAGCAUUUGAGACCUAAUAUGAGGUGAAAGAAAAAUGGUAAAAAUACAGUAGUAGUCUAUCUGUGCGGCAUGAGAUAAAGUUAGCACACGCACAAUUGGACAUGCGUCAAGUGAGACGGAUGUAACAGAGAGAAUCCGGCCACUUUUCAAAAUAAAACAUAAAAACAAUGAAAUAAUGGAAAUGAUUUUUUUCUUUCUGUGCGGCCUGGUACCAAAUGACCCACGGCACUGUACCGGAGCGCGGCCGGGGGUUUGGGGACCGCUGCUUUAGAGUAGUCAGUGUACAGCUUCUACAGCAGUAUACAUUUACUAUGCACUGAAAAUGACUCAACACACAGCCAUUAAGAUUCAAGAGAGAUUCAAGCGAUUAAUGUCUAAAUAGCGUCGCUGCAUGAGUGCUGCUGGCACUGGGGAGCUGCGGUUCACUGGAGUGCAACAAAAAAUGAAUUCCAACAUGUGCUGUGACAUUGUGAAGCCGAGCAUGAGCCCCCUCCCUUGUGAAACUGGGUCACAUAGUAGUUUUCCAACAUAACAAGCCCAAACACACCUGCGAGAUGCUAACCUUCACAGCCAAUAAUGGUUGUGUGUUGAGUGGAUAGUUAAUCUAAACUGCUAUAAGAGGCUGUACACCGACUUCUCUAAGUCCUAAGUUCUAUUUCUAUAUUAUUGUCCCUUAAGAGUGUAUAAUAUAAUGCUGAAAUGUAAGGGGUGUACUCGUGUACAAAUAAGUAGCUUUAGACUUGUGUUUUUCUAUUGGCAGUAAAGCAAUAAUAGAGCAUUUAGAUCAUUAGGGCCUUUUCAGAGCCCAAAGGAAGGCAAAUCUACAUCCUCUUCCCUUGCCCUGUGCCUUUUAUUUCCUCCCACCUGCUAGUGUUGUGGUUUUAAAUGUUUUAUUUGGAUGUGUGCAUGAAUGAUGGAUCACUGAUUUCAACCGUGGUGCUAUUUUUGACUUUUAAUAGACGUAGUUUCAUGUUGUCUAUCAUGUGUUAUACUCUCUAUUGGGGAUCUUUCAUGUCAUAUUUGAGUGCUUUGAACAAGGGAUUUGUAUGUCG
Dunckerocampus dactyliophorus (ringed pipefish) is the source of this 4000-nucleotide messenger RNA. It is a transcript of the gene tril, whose product is annotated as TLR4 interactor with leucine-rich repeats. The coding region runs from base 243 to 2555 and encodes 770 amino acids. NCBI's taxonomy places the organism in Eukaryota, Metazoa, Chordata, Actinopteri, Syngnathiformes, Syngnathidae. The transcript has a single exon. The record is from RefSeq and is a predicted model, not a curated record. Gene Ontology annotation, molecular function: protein binding. Gene Ontology annotation, cellular component: extracellular matrix.